AUGUUCAACAGCAGUCAAUUCACCCCAAAAUAUUUUCUACUGACUGGUCUCCCUGGUCUAGAGGACUUGUACUCUUGGUUUAUCUUCCCAUUCUGCUUGACAUAUCUUGUGGCCCUUUUGGGCAAUAGUCUGAUCCUCACAGUGAUCAAGAAAAACACCUCUCUGCACCAGCCGAUGUACCUAUUCCUAGCUAUGCUAGCCUUUGCAGAGCUUGGUGUCUCUGCUUCUACACUGCCCACUGUGCUGGGCAUCUUCCUUUUCGGUGCCAAUGAGAUCUGCUUUGAAGCUUGCCUUUUGCAAAUGUUCUCCAUACAUUCAUUUUCCAUCCUUGAGUCAGGAGUUCUGCUGGCCAUGUCUGUGGACAGCUUUGUGGCCGUCUACAAUCCACUGCGGUAUACCACCAUCCUGACCCUUUCUCGUAUUGCUGGCACUGGUGCUGUACUUGGACUGAAGAGUAUGAUGCUCAUGUUUCCACUGCCCUUUCUCCUGAAGCGUCUUCCCUUCUGUGGCCACAACAUCCUCUCCCACUCCUAUUGUCUUCACUCAGAUCUAAUCCAGCUGCCCUGUGGGGACACUCAUCCCAACAGCAUUCUGGGGCUCUGCAUUGUUACUUCCACUUUUGGGCUGGACUCGCUGCUCAUCAUCAUCUCGUACGUGCUGAUCCUCUACACAGUGCUGGGCAUUACCUCUGGGGAGGGACGGUGGAAGGCCCUCAGUACAUGUGUAUCACAUAUCUGUGCAGUACUUGUGUACUAUGUGCCCAUGAUUAGUGUCGCUCUGUUGCACCGCUUCAGGAAGCAUGCUGCACCUGCUCUCCGACUACUCCUGGCCAAUGUCUAUCUUCUGGUGCCUCCUGUACUCAAUCCCAUCAUUACAGCAUUAAGACCAAGCAGAUUCGCCAGGGGCUAA
Messenger RNA from Equus caballus (horse), 909 nucleotides. The record is from RefSeq and is a predicted model, not a curated record. NCBI's taxonomy places the organism in Eukaryota, Metazoa, Chordata, Mammalia, Perissodactyla, Equidae.